Naegleria fowleri is the source of this 1632-nucleotide messenger RNA. RefSeq lists its product as uncharacterized. The transcript has a single exon. The record is from RefSeq and is a predicted model, not a curated record. The coding region runs from base 1 to 1632 and encodes 543 amino acids. Lineage: Eukaryota; Heterolobosea; Eutetramitea; Acrasida; Naegleriidae.
AUGUCUUUCGAUGAUGAUGUGUGGUUUUGUGGUCAAGGCUCCUGCACAGGUUAUGAUUUUUUGUCCAGCAGCCUUCUCGGAGAGGACGCAGCCGAGGAAGAUGAAAACAUUGAUUACUAUUUUUGCACGACAGCAAGCUUUGAUGUGGCUGAAUUAGACGGAGUUGAAUCGUAUGGAAAAGAUACGGAUUUAAAUGAUGAUGAAGAAGAAGAGGAUGAACAGGUGCCCUAUUUUCCGACGAACACUUUUUCGAAAAUUAUUUACAAACCGUCAAGAUUGUUAAGAAGACCAGCGAAACGAGGAGGAAAUGGAAAUCAAGCAAUCGCUCGAGGAAGAGGAAAUUUAUGGAUGAGAGAAGAACAUUUUCGGAAAAACGAGACUUGGAAGAUCAGUAGAGUGUGCAGUGGAGGCUUUCACACUCAAUAUAAUUUAUUCUUUAUUGAAAAUGAUGAGAGAACAUACUUUUAUAUGAGUAGUGAUACUUUACAAGUGUUGCGAAAAUUUGAAUUUUCUACAUUAUUUGAUAAUAUGUUGAAGAAAAUGAUCACCAAAUAUCAUCGAGAGAAGAACUUCAACAGCAAGAACAACAAUAAUUGUGAUCAUUUGACUUGCUCAUCUUUGCAUAGGAAUGAGCAUGUGACACUUUCUGAAACAAUGUGUGCCUCUCGAGAAAUGAAAGAUAUUAUUUGUAACAAUGCAAAUUAUGUACUAUUUGAAAUGAUGGAUGGAAGACUAUAUUUGUUUGAUAUUUGGAAAAUUAUACUAUUUCCAUUUCCAGUUGUAAAAUUCAAAAGCGAUUCGAUCAUCAUUUAUUCAAACAUCAUGUCAGAAGAAAUUAUUUGUUAUUUGAAAAAUCAGGAGAGAACUCUUCGAAUUUGGAUCUCAAAAGAAUGCAAUAAGGACAUACAGUUACCAACUGAGUGUUGUAACCUCAAACAAGUUGCUGCAUAUUCAGAGAAUUUUCACUAUUUUGUUGAUAUGCAAAAUCAAUUAUUUAUGCACCAACAUAGUAUUUUCUCAGGCUCAUCAAGGGCCAUCAUUGAUGACGUCACUACUCGUGUUUUACUACCAAAUCAGCAUACAAUGGUUCAUUCGAAUAUUAAGCAAAUUUGUUGUGGAGCCUCUCAUAUAUUAGUCUUAAUGGAUAACGGAGUGGUAUAUACUCGAGGUUCCAAUCAAUAUGGGCAAUGUGGUGUUCAUGGAGCAUCUAAGUUGCCAGAAUUUAUGCAAAUUGACGUCUCUACUCCUGUCAAAUCCUUAUCUGCUUGCCCCAACUGUAGCGUAUUCAUUACACAGAAUAUGUUCAUAUUUUUAGGAGCAGUAUUCGAUCCUUUUGAACAAGACGACCGAUCAAAUGUCCACGAUGAAGAUUUGAAACAACAAUACUACGAGUUGCAUUCUCGAUUCAAGUCUGUUCAUAUCAUUAAGAAGGAGAAACGUUUUGAAACUGUCGAAUGUGGCACUUUGUGUUGCUUUGUUUAUUCAGGACGUCACUUCAUGCGCUCAUGUGACGCUUUACGAGAUGGGAUGCUUCAAUUCUUUUCUCGAUUGAAUUAUCAACUCAUGGAAGCAAAUCAAGUCUCGGAGGACAAUCGUUAUACUUUCAUCGACUUGGAUGUCUUGUGUUUGUGA